AUGCGUUGCUUUUCGUUUAUUCUGGCUCAGUGCCUGCUUUGCUUUGCCUCUUUCGGCUCUCCUGUGAAGACGCUCCCGCACGUUCAAAGUGAGGCGCACUCUGCUCAGGUCCAAGAUUACGCCACUUUCGCUGCAAUGUGUCCCUACAUCGAAUUACCCGGCUCACCUGACCUCGGGGAACAGGCGCAGGCUACGUCCGAACAUGUGGACGAUCUUUUCGAUUGCAUGGAGCCCACAGACGACUUUGCGGGGAAACGCUUGACGUCGCAUCUAUCAGUGGGUGUGCACCCGAUACACGACACGGCCGCAGAAGCCUCUGCUUCAUCGGCUUCAUCCACUGUAGGAUCUUCGAGUACGGAAGAUCUGCUUCGUAUGCUUGAAGCCAAGAAGCCGUUCGGGUGGAAAGCUGAGACCGAAGAUGAAAAGAAGGCCCAAGACGUUGCUUUGAACUUGCUCCUUUCGCGAAUGGAGUCUUUUGACGCAGCAACCUCGCGCGAGCUCAAGUUGGAGUGUUUUCAUCUAAGCAAAGAAGAGCUUGAGAAAUUGAGCAAGCUCGAAAAGCGUGUCUACAGGACAUUGAAGCAGCGGUUCAAUGAUAGAAAAAAUCGUCUCCCUAACAAAUAUGCCCGGGACAAACAAUAUCGUCAAAGAAGAUACGGAAAGCCCUUAACAAAGAUUGACACGGAGAAGGGUUUGACGCCAGAGGAAGCCAAGCAGCUCAAGUUCGGUGUGGAGAGGACGGAAAGAUGCUAUUAUGGGAAUAAGCUCAGAAGCAUCAACAAUGGAUUGAAAGAAGCAGAUACUUGGACGUCCGACGAUGAAGAGCGAUUUCGCGUGUGGCAGACGCAGCACGGAAGGAGAGCCAUCACUUUGAAGCAACAUCAUAGGAACGUGGUUGCGAUGAAAGAAGCCAAGAAGUCUGCAGAAGCUCCUGAGCUAGCCCCUAGUCACUCUUGA
This is a messenger RNA of Acaromyces ingoldii, 957 nucleotides long. RefSeq lists its product as hypothetical. The transcript has a single exon. NCBI's taxonomy places the organism in Eukaryota, Fungi, Basidiomycota, Exobasidiomycetes, Exobasidiales, Cryptobasidiaceae. The coding region runs from base 1 to 957 and encodes 318 amino acids. The record is from RefSeq and is a predicted model, not a curated record.